GACGCGCCGACGUAAAACGGAAAUGAGUAGCAGCAAUUCUUUCUAGAAAGUACAGUCAGCCCGUUAGCCGAUGCUAGCUAGCUCAAUCUUAGUCUGUGUCGGCUGAGCACCGCCCGUCGCUGCACCGACCCACGACCACACAUCCUGUAGAAAGUGAAGCUUUCGUCCGAGGGCUGCUUUUCCGACUGAAUCUCCGGUGGAGGUCGGGUUUGCCCAAGAAGUCACAUUCCGAGCUAACGCCGCUUGUGCUGUGUUGUCGCUGGCAUCAUGUCCAGGAUAGACUACAGUGUGUGGGACCACAUCGAGGUGUCGGACGAUGAAGAUGACACCCACCCGAACAUCGACACACCCAGUCUCUUCAGAUGGAGACACCAGGCUCGGGUGGAGCGAAUGGAAGAGUACCAGAGCAAACAGGAAGAAUUAAACAAGGUAGCCGCGGAGAGCAAACGCAAGCUUGCAGAGGCCCAGAAGAAAGUCCAGGAGCUGAACCUCACAGAAACAGACGAUGCCAAAGCAGAGCUGAACAAAGCCCAGGCGGAGGAGAAGAAGCUGAAAAAGGAGGCGCGGGAGUGGGAGAAGAAGAGGGAUGAGCACAUCCGGGACGAGAAGAAGAUGCCAUGGAACGUGGACACGCUCAGCAAGGAGGGUUUCAGCAAGAGCGUUGUUAAUGUCAUACCGGACGCGACUGAAGCGACUGAAGAGGAGAAAGAGCAAAAGCAUAAAACCUUUGUGGAGAAAAAUGAAAAGCAGAUCAAACAUUUUGGCAUGAUGCGACGCUGGGAUGACAGCCAGAAGUACCUCUCUGACAACUCUCAUCUUGUAUGUGAGGAGACUGCUAACUACUUGGUCAUCAUGUGCAUUGACCUUGAAGUUGAGGAGAAACAUGCAUUGAUGGAGCAAGUGGCUCAUCAGACCAUCGUCAUGCAGUUCAUUCUAGAGUUGGCCAAAAGCCUCAAGGUGGAUCCCCGCGGGUGCUUCCGUCAAUUUUUCGCCAAGAUUAAGACCGCAGAUCAGCAGUACCAGGAUGCUUUUAAUGAUGAGCUGGAGUCAUUUAAGGAGCGAGUUCGCAGUAGGGCAAAGAUCCGCAUAGAAAAGGCCAUGAGGGAGUAUGAGGAAGAGGAACGUCAAAAGCGCCUUGGGCCAGGAGGGCUAGAUCCUGUUGAAGUGUACGAGUCCCUGCCAGAAGAGAUGCAGAAAUGUUUUGACUCGAAGGACAUCCAGAUGUUACAAGAUGUUAUUAGCAAAAUGGACCCAACGGAGGCGAAGGGUAUCAUGAAGAAGUGCAUAGAAUCGGGGCUCUGGGUCCCCAACUCCAAGACAGACGAUGGGGAUGAAAAAGAGGAGGAUGCCACCUAUGAGGAGGUGAAACAGGAGCAGGAAGAGGCUAAGAAGGAAUGAUCAAUGUUGAUGUUAUGAUUUGUUGCUCUUGCAAAUGUUCUUACCGACUGUAUUGCAGCUCCGUUAUUUGUAUGACUAGUUUGCCAACCAAGGAUCAAUGGAAUUUCUUCUCUAUAUAUUAAGAUGAGUUUUAAGGGAUUAAGUGUUCGGUGAACAUCAGUAACUCCUGCUUGGAAAAUAAACUGCUGCUUGUGUUUAGGUCUUUUAUUUGUUUGGACUUCGCUAAAAUUUUUAUUCUUACAUUUAUGUGUCUACACCUGUUGAUUUUUCUAACUGCUUCAUCAGUUUUAGUUGGAAAACAUUCAAUAUACAUUUUCAGGGGCUUGUACUUCAAACAGGAUUUGUAGUUUACGAGGGAACUUCAGUUUUAAUAGUAGUUUUUUUUUUCUGUGUAAUGAAGCUAGUUCACUUCAGACAGGGGUAAAUCAAUUGGUAACCUAAGCUGUCCCGUCUGAUCUUCUCUGGAGCAGAUUAAGUCUGAGAUCACUAGAAAACCAAAGGCUUCAUUCUAAAGGAUCCUGAAAGGGACCAAAGAGUUUACAAUCAAGGGUAACAUUAUAAAGAGCAAUGCAUCGACUCAUCGAUUUGAAUCAUCUUACUGAUCCAGACUUUAUUCGUGUCCACUCUGGUUUUAAUACGGCUUCUAACAGGGAGUUUAUCACACUGAAUUAUGAUCAUGACUAUUACAGCUUCAUUUUAACUCAGCAAAAAUAAAAAUGUUUGAUUCCUGUCA
This is a messenger RNA of Pleuronectes platessa (European plaice), 2131 nucleotides long. RefSeq names its product hsp90 co-chaperone Cdc37. Gene Ontology annotation, cellular component: cytoplasm. Gene Ontology annotation, biological process: protein stabilization; protein folding. The transcript has 8 exons. The coding region runs from base 268 to 1398 and encodes 376 amino acids. The record is from RefSeq and is a predicted model, not a curated record. NCBI's taxonomy places the organism in Eukaryota, Metazoa, Chordata, Actinopteri, Pleuronectiformes, Pleuronectidae. Gene Ontology annotation, molecular function: protein kinase binding; protein-folding chaperone binding; heat shock protein binding.